This is a messenger RNA of Kalmanozyma brasiliensis GHG001, 4077 nucleotides long. Its product is annotated as WD40 repeat. NCBI's taxonomy places the organism in Eukaryota, Fungi, Basidiomycota, Ustilaginomycetes, Ustilaginales. The coding region runs from base 1 to 4077 and encodes 1358 amino acids. Gene Ontology annotation, biological process: phosphatidylinositol dephosphorylation. The transcript has a single exon. The record is from RefSeq and is a predicted model, not a curated record. Gene Ontology annotation, molecular function: phosphatidylinositol-4,5-bisphosphate 5-phosphatase activity; protein binding.
AUGGCGGAUCAGCAAGCCGGUCAGGAACCGGAUGAGUUUGGCGCUCUCCCGGGCGCUGUCUCUGACCUGCGCUCUCGAUUCGAGCAGCUGUCCAAGUCCGAGGGCAGUCGACCUGCCUACAAGUCACAAGCGAGCUCCACGACAGCGAUACCAAAGCAGAAGGAUCUUAGCGCGACACAUACAUUCGGACAGCCGGAGAAGAAGCUUGUCGUAGUCCAGAAUGGCCUACAGAAACCCAAGAAGUCAUCUUCAGUGUCCAACUCGCCGAGGAUCCCAGCAGAAGAUGCGCCUUCCUCGUCGUCGACAACGAACAACGCCGCCGGAUCGAGCUCAUUCAAGCAACCUCGUUCCGGCCCCACCUUGCUCACUGUAGCCGAUCUCGCCUCUCUGUCUACGCCCUCCAGCGCAAACACGUCCGCCACUGAUCUCGGCGCUCUUUUGGUCAAAGACAAGCGCGCGCCUACUACCAGACGAGCAUCGAACUCAGCUAAACCGCUCGCCAUCACCGCGACCAAGUUUGGAGAAACCAUACCGCCUCUAUUGACACCGAGGUCGAGUCGUCCUGCCUCGACAACCGCCUCAGCUUCUGCAUCCGAUACCGAAGGCCCAGCAAAGAUGAAAGUGGCACCCCCACGGCCACCCAAGCCCACUUCUCAUCCUCACGGCGUGCAAAUCUUGGAUGAUGCCGACCUCGAACGUCUAUCCAGAGCCGACUCGACCGCCCGCGUCGCAUCGCUCGCCAACAUGUUCGGUCACCGCACGCAUCAUACAAUCGCCAAUGAUAGAAGCAGCCCCCCUAGCAACUCUGACACCACAAAUGUCAAGCUCAAACCGAAUCGCAUCGCUACGGGCGGCAGUCACUUUCUCAAGUACUCUCGCUCCAACGAGCUCCUCUCUCCCACUGCCGACAAAGGCUCUGAGCCGGCGCAUUCAGUCAAACAGGCUCCGCCAAUAGUCCCACCACGGCCGAUCAAGACAGAUAGCUCCGCCGAGAGCUUGGCCAAUUUACCUGGCUCAAUAGCUGCGGUCAAUUUGGAGACAGACGCGGGCUCGAUUCCCGUCCUUGCCGCACCGGUAGACACUGCUUUCAUCACCUUGUCACCUCCAGACGCGCCACCACCCUUGCCGUCCAGAGAGCCCGCUUCGCCUCAACUCGAUGGGAUACCAGAGCGACGCCGCCUCAGCGCGUCUCUGAGCACGGGUACACUUCCCCUUCUCAGCGUGGCCCUCGCCGCAGACGAGCUGGAAACGCCGCCGCUUCCUGUCCGCAAGCCAUCGGGGAGCGACAGCAAUGCAACUCAGAACGAUGCACCUAUCAUGCCGCCACCGCAACGUAGCACGCCGACAGCGUCCUCCGCAGCUGCGGUGCAUAGAUCUCAGACGGUCACCGCACGGUCAAAGCCGAUCCCAGUAGCUCGGUCCGCUGCCAGGCAUCUGCAGCCCAGUCGAACUCUAUCAACGUAUGAGAUCGAAGCGGCUUCGACACUGCUGCCACCUCCGACACGCAACGCGCGCCUCUCACCCAGCGGCCCGAUCAGUCGCAGCUUUGGCCACCAAAGAUCCACCGACAAUCGACCGAGCACGGACAGCUCUGAUGAAGAAGACGAUACGUACGCCUCCUCGUCCCUGUCACCUUCCUCCUUUUCUCCCUCGUCCUUCUCCGCUUCGCCUUCCAGGUCCACAGCUGGUCUGCGCAGGAUGCACGCUGCAGCAGACAUGACGCCAAGCGGACUGCCCGACACCUCGCACGCCAAUCGCCGCGCGCCCAAAUUCAGUCCGGACUGCUGCACUUCGGCCAAGCAAGCGUUCCAAUGCUUUGCCGUGUGUGGUCCUACGGUGGUGACGGGCAGUGGCGACAAGGUCAAAGUAUACCGCGUCGGCGAGUCGGCCAGCGGUCUGGGGGACAAGCUCUGCACGGUCGGCGAACAUCAGUCCAAGGAAGUCAAGCUGACAGCGCUCGAAUUUCGACCACCGAAUCAUGGCGUCUGUCCGGUUUCUGUCACAGGAAAGCGAGCACAUGGCGAAACAGCGGACGAGGGCAGAUAUCUAUGGUGCGGCACGAAGGAUGGUCACAUCUGGGAGCUCGACAUCGCCGAAGCGGCGGUGGUGCAUUCCCGGCAGAACGUGCAUUCGGAUCCGAUUCAGCUGCUCAAGAGGGUGGGCAACAAGAUGCUCAGUUUGGACGAAGGGGGAAAGAUCUCGAUCUGGCUGCCGAAUGCGAGUACGGAUCCAGCCGUUGCAGGGCUGCGUCUGUCGAACCAGCCCAUCACGCAGCGUAUCGCUAUGGAGAAAGGCUCGCACGCCUCCGUUGUAGGUCAACAGCUGUGGGUCGCAUCGGGGUCAUCGGCGCAGAGCAAGAACGCCAAGGAUCAGACCGCAAGCAAGGGCCCUCGCAUUCGUAUCUACAACCCUUUCGCGGACGACAAGCCGUUCAACGCGCUGUCGAAGGCCGCGACGAUUCCUCCGGAGAUGGGGGAGGGCGUGGGUGCCGUGACUGGCGGUGCGGUCAUCCCCUCUCGCCCCGACUAUGUCUAUUUCGGGCACGAUUCGGGUCACGUCUCAAUCUGGUCGCGACAGACGUACGAGUGCGUUGGUGUGCGCAAGCUCGGUCCGCACGGUCUGACGGCGGUCGCGGGCGUGAUCAAGUAUCUCUGGGUAGCGACUCGAGCGGGAACGAUCUCGGUAUUCGACACGGAGACAGCCCCUUGGCGCGCGCUCAAGAUCUGGACGGCACACAAGGAGCCCAUCACUGCGAUCAAGGCCGACGAGCACGGAAUCGAGAAAGCGGGCCGUCUGCAGGUCGCAUCCGGCGGCCUCGACGCAGCGGUGCAUCUGUGGGACGGCACGCUCUCAUUCGACUGGAUCGAGGCCGAAAAGUCCAAGCGCGAGGCCGAAUUUUGCACCUACCGCAGCAUCAAGACUCUGCAUGUGACGUUCAACAUGGACGCUGCCUCGCCAAACGAUCUCGAGACGUCGGCGGAGAACAUGGAGGUGUUUGGGCAGAUGCUGCGCAACGCAUGCCAGGUUGGAUCGGAUAGUCUACCGGCUGACCGACCGCCGGAUGUAAUCGUGUUUGGUUUCCAAGAGCUCAUCGAUCUCGAGAGCAAGAAGUUGACAGCGAAGAGCCUGCUCUUGGGCGGAGGACGCAAGAAGGGCGCGAACGAUUUGGGCGAUAGGGUCUCGCGCCAGUACCGAAGUUGGUACGACAAGCUGAUCCAGAUCGUGCGAUUUGCGAUGCCGGCCACGUGCGGAUAUCUGUUGGUGCAGUCCGAGAGUUUGGUGGGGCUGUUCACGUGUGUUUUUGUCAAGCAGACCGAGUUCAAGCACGUCCGCGAGCUGGCUAUCAGCACGGUCAAGACGGGGAUGGGGGGCAGGUACGGCAAUAAAGGAGCCGUCAUCGCGCGCUUGGUGGUGCAGGAUACCAGCAUUGCAUUCGUCAACGCCCACCUCGCUGCAGGGCAAAAGCACGUCAAACAGCGCAAUGCGGAUGUAGCGGACAUACUGGAGUACCCAACGGUGUUCGAUGACCCCUACGCCGAUCCGGAAGCGUACGUCGGCGGUGGGGAUGGGAGUAUGGUCCUUGACCACGAACUCGUUUUCUUCUCGGGCGACCUCAACUACCGCAUCGACCACAAUCGAGAUACGGUCCUAUCCGCACUCGCCGCGCGCAAACUUGCCUCCUUGUUGGAUCAAGAUCAACUUCGCAAGGAACUCAAACACAAUCCCGCCUUUCGUCUCGCCGACUUCAGCGAGCCACCCAUCGCCUUCGCCCCGACGUACAAGUACGACCGUGGCAGCUACGACUGGGACACAUCCGACAAAAAUCGCAUUCCCGCCUGGUGCGACCGCGUCCUGUUCAAAAGCGAUAAGCCCGACCGCGUCAAGUGUCUCGAGUACAGGAGAUGGGAGUGCACCAUCAGCGAUCAUCGACCCGUAACCGCCGUGUUCGAGUGCAAGGUGCGCAAGGCCGAUUUUGGCAAGAGACAAAGCGUCGAGGAAGCCGUCAAGGAGGAAUGGAGAGGGUUGGAGAAGAGGCUGUUGGACACGGCGAGGGGUGGAUAUGCUGAUCCGCAGUAG